Messenger RNA from Papaver somniferum (opium poppy), 1267 nucleotides. RefSeq names its product calcium uniporter protein 2, mitochondrial-like. The transcript has 2 exons. Gene Ontology annotation, cellular component: uniplex complex; mitochondrial inner membrane. The record is from RefSeq and is a predicted model, not a curated record. The coding region runs from base 1 to 1137 and encodes 378 amino acids. Gene Ontology annotation, molecular function: calcium channel activity; uniporter activity. Gene Ontology annotation, biological process: mitochondrial calcium ion homeostasis; calcium import into the mitochondrion. NCBI's taxonomy places the organism in Eukaryota, Viridiplantae, Streptophyta, Magnoliopsida, Ranunculales, Papaveraceae.
AUGGCGCUUCAGAGAGCAUUAACUCACCGUCGUUUAUUCCCCACCACCACCGCCAAGAAAAUCUCCACCCUUUCACUGCGUAACCCAUUUCCAUCUUCAUUUCUAGAGAAAACCUUAGUCUCACCAUAUUCCUCAAGAACAACUUUUAAUCGGGAAUAUGUCUCAGUUCCAGAUUCAACCGACCAAGGUUUUUUCAGAAAGUUUCUUCAGAAAAGAACUUUUUAUCAGUCAGAUGUUCAGACAUUACCAAAUGGAGAAAAUUUUAUGGACAAAUUAAAAUAUAUGGAUAUUAAUAGAGAUCGUAUUCAAUUAGGCACAUUGAACCCUCCAAUUCAUUCAUUGGAAACGAAAAGUUCUCCAUUGUCAUGGUCAUCACGAACUGUUGUUGCUACUACUCUAGAUGGAAUUGUAAUCUCAGUUGAUGAUACCAAGAAGUUACUCAAGCUAUCCCAGUUAGAAACAUUGAAAUCUACUCUUAGAAAAAUUCCUCAGGAUUCCAUUACUUACCCUGAGUUUCUCCAGAUUUGUAUUGAUUCUACGAGAAUUAACCAAGGUUCUGAGAUCGCCAAAGCAUUAGAUGAAUCUGGCUCGGUUAUUGUUCUAGGUAACAUUGUUUUCCUCCGUCCCGAACAGUUGACGAAAGCAAUAAAGAGUAUAAUUCCUUUACCAAUAUGCGAUAAAAAUGACCCAAGAAAAACUGAGUUCGAAAACAUGGAAAACGAGAAAGAAAUAAUUGAUGCAAAAGCAGAAGUAUUGGUGAAAAGAGAAUUAUGGAGUGGAUUAGGACUACUAGUUCUACAAACAGCGGGAUUUAUGAGAUUAACAUUUUGGGAAUUAUCAUGGGAUGUGAUGGAACCUAUUUGUUUCUUUGUCACGUCAGUGUAUUUUAUGGCUGGUUAUGCGUUCUUCUUAAGAACGUCUAAAGAUCCAUCUUUCGAAGGGUUUUUUCAAACCCGGUUCGGUGCCAAACAGAAGAAGCUUAUGGUGUAUUAUAAUUUUGAUGUGGAUAGGUAUAAUGAGUUGAAGCGAGCUUAUCAUUUGUCCGCAUCUGCAUCAACAUCGGUAUCAAAAGCAUCUUCAUCGUCGCCAUUUAUCCAUACUGAUCCUCCGACGUCGUUGACUUGUGUUCUUCCUUAAAAAUAAAUGACAAAAACAUAUGAUCCCAUAAACGUAAGUAGUUUUUGCUAGGUGUUCUAGGAAAAAGUAGUGUUAAUCUAGGUGAAAGCAAGUUAAGAUGGUGUUAUCUUAUGUUUGUUCCUUUUCUCUU